Pocillopora damicornis (cauliflower coral) is the source of this 2018-nucleotide messenger RNA. RefSeq names its product F-box only protein 30. The record is from RefSeq and is a predicted model, not a curated record. Lineage: Eukaryota; Metazoa; Cnidaria; Anthozoa; Scleractinia; Pocilloporidae. Gene Ontology annotation, molecular function: protein binding; zinc ion binding; ubiquitin protein ligase activity.
AAAAAAACAGAAGAUCACCAUUGCCGGUGCGUGGAAGUCUCUCUUGCAUUUCCAUGACUCUUCGCCGGUAGAUAAUGGAGUCUAAAAGCCACGAACAUUGCGACAAUUGUGUAAAGCUCUACUGUAGUUCUCAAAAUGGCUGCAAGAUGUUAUUUUGUGAAUUCGGAUGCACCGCACAACUUCACAGCUGUAAAAUGAAAGACCACCAGAAUGUGUGCCAGAAAUGUCGAAUUCCAUGUAUAAAUUCAGAGUACGGAUGUCCGGUUGUGAUGACAAGGGAUAGCCUGAGAAACCACUUACAGCGGUGCCCAGCUAGUGUGAUUUUUUGUACAAUGGAGUGGAAUAGAUAUCCAGUGUAUUCCAAAUCUCGGUUAAGUUUGGUGCCUUUCUUUCAACCGAACCCGAUUCUAGUAAAAGGGCAUCUAGAUGUGGAGCUGGCCUUCAGGGAUCAAAGAAUACUUCAGGAAGUAUUCCGAAGGCGUUGUAGAAAAGGGAAAGCAAAAGUAGACAUGUUAAGAUCGUCCUUACAGAAAGGCACACCGAAACAGCAUGGUAGCGGAACCCAACCAUCGACUGUGAAAUCGGAUUCUGUCAAAAUGGCGAUGGCUUUAGCAAUGUCUUCGUUAGAAAAUAAGUUUCGUAAACAACGAGGUGAAGGGCAGAUUUCUAGCGGAGAUCUCGAGGAUGAAAAUUCACUUAACAACGAAACCCAUAACGAAAACCGAAAUAUUCUCAGCGAUUUGCUUUCUGGAAGUGAAAAACUGGAAAAUGAAUGUGCUGAUUAUGUUAAUCCUGAUGUUAACCCAGUUGAUAUAGAGCUACAUCCGUUGCAAGGAGAGGAAGAUGAAAGUAGUAAAGGUGACAAGGCCUCUGUUAGUUUCCUUGACAACAGCAUACCGCCUCCUCCUGCCCAUCUGCCAAUCUACCUCGACCAACCCCUGGGUUUGAAUGUUGUUGUUGAAACCCUCCCCAAGUUCCAGAAACAGUCUCCAAUGUAUUCCAUACCCUGCAACCAGGUAUUCCGCCGUGAUGAGUACAGUGGCCAUUUCAAGAAUGUUCAUAGUGAUAUUCAGGGAGGGCUGAAUGGUUGGUUGGAGCAUCGGUGUCCUCUUUCGCAGUAUGGCUGCACAUUUGUGCGCUAUAGGCUUCUGCCUCACAGCCAAGAUGGAGCUGUAACCUUCAAUCAAGAGCUUGGAAGCUUUGGCAUCAGACCAUAUGAGCAAUCACCUCUAGUAAACACUUCUUGUUGUACAGCAGAAUAUUCUCAAAGUCAGAUACAAGACACCACGGGUCCCACAGGGGAAAUUGCUCCAAAUCAAAUGCAGAUGCAUACAACAUCUAGUUUGGAUCUGCUGACAUCUUUGCCCCUAGAUAUCUUGGCGAAGAUAGCUGGCCAACUGGAUGGCUUCAGUCUGUGUAACUUCUCUUGCACAUGUAAGUUGCUGAGGGAGGUUUGUAUGAAUGUUUUGGAAACAAAAGGUAUGGUACUAUUUGAAUGGGAAAAAAGAAUCUAUGAUGAUGGAAACUGGUCUUGGAAGAUAAGACAAAAGCGAUGGUAUUUUUCCACCUCAUUUUCACCAGUUGAAAAGUGGGUGCAUUCUAACUCACCAUUCAUGGCAGCACAUCUAGAGAAGUGCCAAUACUUUGACCACAGAAAAGCAUCAAAUCAGUUUAGUUAUUGUUUUGUUCAGCCUGGUCAUGAAGGAAACAGUAACAAUCAUGAUAACCAUAAAGACAACAGUGAGAUAGGCCUCGAAUAUCACCCUGGCCAUGAGGAUAGUAAUAUUGAUCAGAUCGUCCUUGAAUGCAAGAUGAGUGAUGAGAAUGAAACUGACACAGAGACAGAAACAGAAACAUCAUCAUCAUCCAAUUCAGAGCCAGAGGUACUUGAUGCAGAGAAUUGAACCCAAAUACUACUGCAUAAACUUGGGAAAUCUUAUCAAUAAUUAGUGAAAUUUAUAUUAAACAAGUAUGAUAAUCAAUAUUGGGUAGUGCAUGACCCUAUGUGUACUAAAAUU